This is a messenger RNA of Ostrea edulis (European flat oyster), 2004 nucleotides long. Its product is annotated as zwei Ig domain protein zig-4-like. NCBI's taxonomy places the organism in Eukaryota, Metazoa, Mollusca, Bivalvia, Ostreida, Ostreidae. Gene Ontology annotation, molecular function: cell-cell adhesion mediator activity. The record is from RefSeq and is a predicted model, not a curated record. Bases 168 to 998 code for a protein of 276 amino acids. The transcript is spliced from 7 exons. Gene Ontology annotation, cellular component: axon; cell-cell junction; plasma membrane. Gene Ontology annotation, biological process: axon guidance; homophilic cell-cell adhesion; dendrite self-avoidance.
ACUAUAUCGACAAUUGUCUCACGAAAGUAGAUUCAGUGACCACGUGCAUAGAAGAGCGUUCCUCAUCUUUUGUAUAUAUCAGUACAACAGGAUUAUUGUAGCCCAGUGAUUCAAACUGCAUUGGAACUUAAUAUUUUAUUUUUAAAUUUUUUAGUUGUGUCUAAGGAAUGGGUUUAUUAGUAAAUCAAAUAACAGUGUUCCUGGCUAUUCAACUGACUUUCUCAUACUCUUGGGCAAGAGUUUUGGGACUGCCUAGACCGGAUGCUCAAGGAUUAUUUUUCAAAGAGACACUUCCUGAAAUAACACAAGUCUUCAAACACGACAGCGUUGUCUUACACUGUCAAGUCGGCGGAAUGGAGCCUACAAUCCACUGGUUGAAAGAUGGAGUAAGAAUUGAACAGGGUGACAACCAUGAUUACAGAAACGAUCAAACUGAAUACGAGAAUCCUGGUUCAGUUUUCGGGAAAUCUUUCACAGCAUCAAAAUUAUAUUUGGACUGCGUGAACGAUGAUAUGGAAGGGGUUUACACUUGUAUUGGGGAAACACCCACCGCAAGAAUAUCACAGGACACCACUCUUGUCCAAAAACACCCAAGUGAUGAAUUUUCCGAAACGUCAAUCGAUGAAUUUUCUCACAGAAGCUGUUUGGAGAAACGAUCAAUGAGAAAUAGGGCUGCUAGAAUUUACCUAUGGACCAGUCUACGCCUGGAAGUGAUAGGCGAGGCAGUUCAACUGUACUGCCGAGCUGAGGGAGUUCCAACACCUCAAGUUAGCUGGCUGGACAAACGAGGACGGGAAAUUCCACUGGAAAAUGAACAUUUCAAGAUAUUAGAAAAUGGUGAUUUGCUGAUUAAACAGCUAAAAUGGGGUCAGAUGGGCAGCUAUGAAUGUCAAGCAUCAAACCGAAAGGGUUCAGAUUCUCAAAAUAUAUUCAUUUAUCCAAUGAAGGUAAGCAUUUUUAGCUCGAGUUUUCUAUGCAUAUUUGUAAAGCAACGGUAGAUGCAGUGUAUAGGGACUAUCAGUCUAAAUUGUAAGAACUCAGCGAGAUUAAUUAAUGUUUCUUUUUCUUUUCCAUUGCAGUCGACAAGCCCGUAGAAAUGAAUACUAAGACCACAGGCUUCUCCUUGGAACAAAAGGACUGGAAUUCUGUCUCGAAUCGCUAUUCUAAUACUCGUUGUUGCUUCGGAUAGGAGUUGAAAUUUUGACAGGGUGUUUGCUUUCCUGCAUCAAUGACACAAAACUCUUUCCCCGCUUAAUGACAAUAUAGCUCGAACUUACAAAUACACUUGGAUAAAUUCUUUUGAGUGGCGAGAGGAAGCAGCUGAUUGGAAACAUUUCGAUUCGCGGAGGCCAUCAGACUGUUCGUUAUUUGACUCUUCGGCCAUCUCUAUAUAGGAUUCUUUGACCUUUUACUUAGAGAAUGCCAUAUUAUUUUCGAUGAAAGAAGUAACAUCGAAGACCAUGCGCCAGGCCCCCUUAACUGCCAUUGAAAGUCCGUUUUGUGAAGAAAGAUUUAUUUAUUAUUUAUUUUUUAAAUUAUUUUGUGCAAUGAUUUGUUGUUACUGUUGAGUACUGUUGUUAUUUUCAUUAUUUCACAUAAUCCACUUUAUAUGAGCUGUAGGUUUGAGAGUAUUUAAUGCCUGGUGCUUAUAUGUUCUAUAGGCAUUUCAGCUGUGAACUUGGGGUUUGAGUGUUUUUAAAAAUCUCGAUGCUACAAUAUUGAAUUUUGACGCAAAGUGAUUGUCAAUUGUUCACAAAUAUUAUACAUACUAGGACCAAACGUUAACCAAAGUUUUUUCUGUCCAAUGUUUGCUCAGAAGUGUACGAGUGCAUCAUUUAAUUCUCUCUUCAUCUAUUUAUAAUCAUACAAUUGAUCAUGUGCCAGUCUUGUCAUCUAUAUGUAAGAUAUUAUAUUUUUUGUUCUAUUUUAUUAUUUAUUUUUGCAGAAAUGCAAUUUGUGCUCAAAUUAAAAAGUUUAUGGUUAAUAAAGAAACCGUAAAACUAA